UCGUAUAUAUAAUGAGUUGAAAGAAAAUAGACCCAGACUGAGAAGCUUGAUUUGAGCUGGUGUAAAGAUGGCCUGUUGUGAAAAAAUUGUGGUCUUUGUGUGUUUGUGUGGUAUGAUAUAUUUAUUACAUGCCGCUCCUUUAGCCAGACGAAUGGUAGAUAUGACAUAUACCUUUGAUGAAAAAAUAAAUCAUUUCCCCAUCGUUAAUGGAUUUAAAAAGGACGUCGUGUUAAAUGGCACAGGAAUGGGCAAUAUGUGGUGGUUGGCAGAAGACUAUUCAGCGUCAGUCCAUCUCGGUACUCACAUGGAUGCUCCUGCACAUACUUCUCCAACUGGUCUAACUGUAGACCAGCUCCCUUUACACCAUCUCAUUGCCCCAGCAGCCGUCAUAGACAUCACAGCAAAAGCUGAAUUAGAUCCAGACGCAGAAAUAACCGUGGAAGACCUCCUGAAUUGGGAAUCCAUUACCGGCCACACCUUGAAUGAAACCAUCGUUCUUAUGAAGUCAGGAUGGGGCAAAAAGUGGAACAAUCAAACUGCUUACUUAGGUUCUCCUGACCUUGAUAUAAGUAAUGCCAAAUUCCCAGGUUUGGCACCGGAAGCAGCUACUUGGUUGAUUGAAAACAGAAACAUUUACGGUUAUGGAACGGACGCUGUACAUUUAGAUAAAGGAUCGAGAUCUGAUACGUUUCCAGUUCACCAGACUUUGUUGCCAAAUAAUGUUUUUGGCUUGGAGAAUGUGGCCAAUGUGGAUCAAAUUCCAAUAUAUGGCGCCACUCUUUAUGUUAUGCCUAUGAAAAUCGGAGGUGGGAGUGGAGCGCCUACGAGGAUAAUUGCCACUUAUCCAGAAGUUAUUUAUGACACUUUGUUAUCAAGAAAAUAGAAAUGUCAAGCGUUUUGUGGCAUUAUCAUCAGAAAUAUUUGUGUUUUAUCUUUAAAAGGACUUGAAUGAUUAAAAACAGUUUUAUAUUACUUAUUUAUAUUAAAGCAGAAGAUUUAUUUUA
Molecule: messenger RNA, 1004 nt
Organism: Argiope bruennichi
Lineage: Eukaryota; Metazoa; Arthropoda; Arachnida; Araneae; Araneidae
Product: isatin hydrolase-like
Exons: 2
Coding region: 68-883 (271 amino acids)
Molecular function (GO): arylformamidase activity
Source: RefSeq, a predicted model, not a curated record